AUGCAGCAGCAUCAUCACCAUAGUCACGUCCUCCAAUCCCUCACCAUUCUCCUGCUACUACCCCCGCUCCUCUUAGCCAUCGAACAGACCCCGGAAAACCGAUCAUUUGCCCUGCCAUCCUGUGUACAUCUCUGUGUUUUCGACCACUCCACAGAACUGUUCGUUCCACGUCUCUGCCGAUCAUCGGCUCUCCUGUCAGCAGCACGUAACUGCACGUUUCUUACCUGCGUGGGUGAGGCCGCUGAUAGUAGACAGCUGGUUGACGAGUGGUUCACACAUAUGUGUGAUCACGUCCCAGAGCGAGAGUGUAGGCCAAUGGACGUUUAUAGACCGGGUGUGCAGGUGUAUAAUGCCAUGCGGGCAAAUAUCGCUAGCCGUCUGGGGGCAGAAGAGAUAGUUGCGGUGGGGCUGUUGACCGUGGUGACGGUGGUGGCUGUCCUGUUGCUGCUGGGCGGGAGCACAUAUGUGUGGAUGGGAUGGAGGAAUAGGAUGGUGAGAGAAUUUGAAGAAAUGAUGCAAAGGAAAGAUAUGGAGAGGAGAAGGGAGGAGAGGGAGAGGAGGAGGAAGGAAUAUAGGAGAUAUUGGGGUGCAGAUGGAGACGGAGAAGGGAUAGUGGUGCGGGUGGAGAUGGGCGUCAGAAAUCAAAGAGAAAAUGAAUAG
Morchella importuna is the source of this 660-nucleotide messenger RNA. RefSeq lists its product as uncharacterized. The record is from RefSeq and is a predicted model, not a curated record. NCBI's taxonomy places the organism in Eukaryota, Fungi, Ascomycota, Pezizomycetes, Pezizales, Morchellaceae. Bases 1 to 660 code for a protein of 219 amino acids. The transcript has a single exon.